AUGGCCCUCGUAGGAACCCUUCUAUUCUGCACAGCCUGCGGCAGCAUUCUCGACCGCCAUGCACCAGACCAUAACUUAAUAAAAUGCUCCAUAUGCUCAACCCUAAACAAAAACAACUGGCCCGCCUCCCAAAGAACCACCAGUGCACCUGACGCAUUCCCCUCUCGCCUUGUAGACAAGCGCUCAAAUGUCCAAAUACUCACAGCUGAAGAUCGCGACACCUGGGCUAAGACGCAAAAGAGUUGUCCCAAGUGCGAACAUGGCGAGUUGAAGUAUCGCGAUUUGCAGACGAGGGGGGCGGAUGAGGGUAGUACUAUCUUNUACAAGUGUCCUGCUUGUGAGUAUGGGUAA
Molecule: messenger RNA, 351 nt
Organism: Aureobasidium musti
Lineage: Eukaryota; Fungi; Ascomycota; Dothideomycetes; Dothideales; Saccotheciaceae
Source: the annotation of a GenBank genome assembly